Anarrhichthys ocellatus (wolf-eel) is the source of this 3838-nucleotide messenger RNA. RefSeq names its product protein arginine N-methyltransferase 8-B (gene prmt8a). The transcript is spliced from 10 exons. Gene Ontology annotation, cellular component: plasma membrane. Bases 722 to 1957 code for a protein of 411 amino acids. Gene Ontology annotation, molecular function: protein-arginine omega-N asymmetric methyltransferase activity; histone methyltransferase activity; protein-arginine omega-N monomethyltransferase activity. The record is from RefSeq and is a predicted model, not a curated record. Gene Ontology annotation, biological process: peptidyl-arginine methylation, to asymmetrical-dimethyl arginine; chromatin remodeling. Lineage: Eukaryota; Metazoa; Chordata; Actinopteri; Perciformes; Anarhichadidae.
AUGUGUGUGUGUGUGUGUGUGUGUGUGUGUGUGUAACCUGAGUACAGAGCGUCCUCGCUCUUCAACAGGGAGUGAACCAAACUCCAACUUUCUCUGGGCAGGCAGCGUUCAGCACUUUGCGAGGAUGGAGAGCAAAAGCUUCCAGAGGGGUUCCAUGCAAGAUAACAAUAAGAAACCCGUGGACACGUUUUAAGAGGCAUCAGAUUUCCGUGCAUGUAGGCUCUCUGUGGCACUCUUGCGAGGCAGCAGCGGACGUGGCGCUAUUUUUAGAAACGCGGUAGAGGAAUCAAUCAAACUGCGACUUAACCGGUGUUUUCAUGACAAUCUGCUGCUUUUAGUGGCGCAAUCUUCUGGGACUCAUGUCUGCGCUCGCAGGGUCAAGGGGACGGGACGGUGCAUUUCCAUCAGUCUGAUCUCUGAUGCCAAUUGAUGCCUUUUUCUCUCGUGCUCUCCAGGAAUGCACACCGGUGGACCUCAAACUUUUGCACCAUGGAAUCCGCUACACAUGACGGCAACAGCGGCGGCACUGCUUUUGGGACCUCGCGUAGUUUCGUGUCUUUUCCCAGUCUUAGAAUUUCUAAAGAACACUGCAGUUUGGGAUGUGAAUGACAAUUGUUGUUGAACGAUACAGAACUAAGGAGAACAUCGUUGAGGCGCAUACUAUUUCCUCAUCCUCUUUACUUCUAUCAGGUGUUGAGCGCAGUCUUUUUUUCUGGCUCCUAUGGGAAUCAAACACUCCCGCUGCAUGCUCCUCAGGAGAAAAAUGGCGGAGUCUGAGAGCAUUGAGCAACCACAGCCACAGCCACGGCCGAUCCGCAUCAUUUCAUCACAGACCGCACAGCCCACCUCGUUUCCCAAGCCGGUGCCUUCCAUCCGGCAUGCCUCACGGUCUUCUCUGCCGCCACACACGCCCCGUGCUGCCAGCCUCCCUAGCUGUCCCGGGCGGGGGAAGAUGUCCAAGUUCCUUAGCCCAGAGGACAUGACCUCACGAGACUACUACUUUGACUCUUAUGCCCACUUUGGUAUACAUGAGGAGAUGCUGAAGGACGAAGUGAGGACGCUCACCUACCGGAACUCCAUGUACCACAACAAGCACGUCUUCAAGGACAAAAUCGUGCUGGACGUGGGAAGCGGGACAGGGAUUCUGUCCAUGUUCGCGGCCAAAGCGGGGGCAAAGCACGUGUAUGGGAUUGAAUGUUCCAGUAUAUCAGAGUACUCAGAGAGGAUCAUCAAGUCCAAUCACCUCGACAGUGUGAUCACCAUCUUCAAGGGCAAGGUGGAGGAGGUGGAGCUUCCUGUUGAGAAGGUUGACAUCAUAAUAUCUGAGUGGAUGGGCUACUGCCUCUUCUACGAAUCCAUGCUCAACACCGUCAUCUUUGCCAGGGACAAGUGGCUGAAACCCGGCGGAUUAAUGUUUCCUGAUCGCGCCUCUCUGUACGUGGUGGCCAUAGAGGACAGGCAGUACAAAGACUUCAAAAUACAUUGGUGGGAGAACGUGUAUGGCUUUGACAUGACCUGUAUCCGUAAUGUGGCCUUGAGGGAGCCACUGGUGGACGUAGUGGACCCCAAACAGGUGGUGACAAACGCCUGCCUCAUCAAGGAGGUGGACAUCUACACAGUGAAGCUCGAGGACCUCUCAUUUACCUCAGCAUUCUGCCUGCAGAUCCAGAGGAACGACUACAUCCAUGCACUGGUCACCUACUUCAACAUCGAGUUCACCAAGUGUCACAAGAAGACUGGUUUCUCCACCGCACCAGAUGCUCAAUACACCCACUGGAAGCAGACGGUGUUUUACCUGGAGGACUAUUUGACGGUGCGGAGAGGAGAGGAGAUAGUCGGCAGCAUUGACAUGAAGCCCAAUGAGAAAAACAUUCGCGACAUAGAAUUUACCUUCGAGCUGGAUUUCAAAGGGCAGCUGUGUGAAGCGGCCAUAUCCCAUGACUACAAGAUGCGCUAAGUUCGGCUGGGGGACGAUGGUGCCCCGCUGAGUACAACCCCUGAGCACCAGAGGGAGACAAGAGACACUCCCACGUCCAGAGACAGACACAAUGUGUGAUGUAAGAAGGGGGGGGGGGCAGAGAAUAAGAGAAAAGACCAGGCCAAAGACCAAGCAGAGUUGGCCCCGUUGGCAAUAUCACUAUUGUCAACACAGUGUUUGAUGACAGCAGGAAGUUACUCGUGCUUGCUGUUAAACAAAUCUGAAUGUAACACCAACAAACAGAGGUCAGGAUUAUCUCCUCGUCAUGAUGAAUGUUAUUGAUGUGCAUACAUGUGAGAUGGAGUGACGUACCUGUGUGUUUUGUUGUUUUCCACAAUAACCUGGAACUUAUGGAGGGAUUUUUGAAUUACAGUAGAGCUCAUGUAAUCAAUAACUGUUGUCCACAUUCUGCUGUAGGUAGACAAUACAUUCAAGGUGUAAAUCUUAUGUCAUUUUAUGUACCGUAGGGAAUGAUCUGAGAAACACUUUCAUUUCUAGUUGUAUCAAUUUAGCAAUGUUGGAAAACUGACAGCACCCGAACGCCGCGGCCAAGGACGAACCUGCGUAUAUGUGUAACGUGAAAGGUAGCAUGUGUUUGCAUAGUCAUUGUUACUAGUAGCUUUCUGUGAGUGUGUAAUAGAGGGUGUCACACUGUUGCACAGCUUGCACUGCCCAGAUGUUCCCUGUGUUGUCAGUUUGAGCAGUGAUGUUGACAUGCCAAUAACAUCCCUUCCCCAUCCUAAAUGCCUUGACCAAGUGCCGAAAUGUUCCUAGUUUUUUUCCGCACUGCUGCAUUCAGCUUUUUUUCCCCUCUUCCUUCUAUAUAUAGAUGCUAGCCACUCUCUAAUAGUUUAGAUAUUAGAGAUUGCUUCAAACAGUCUCAAGCCAUGAAGCUUUUUUUACUACAUCUGAUCCAUGUCAAGCAAUCGAACCCCACAUCUCUAAAUGAGUCUUUAGCAAACCAGAUGACCUGCAGUAACCCUGUACCAACUACUGGGUUUGAAUCUAAUGAGACUGAGAAGAGGUUUUCUUCCAACAUGCCUAUAAGUUCCUUUAGUACCGUCACACGAUGUGGUACCAGACUUUACAGACUGUAAACGCAUCUCAGUCUAAAACGUGCUGCGUUGCACACAGCUACAAAACCAUCUUUCCACUUCACUUGUGCUCUUAUAAAGGUCAUUGCCAACCAACCACUGGAGGGGGUUCUUCACUCAAGACGUGGAUCUGGGCAAAGAUUCCCUCACGUUAAUAUUCCUCGUAACGCUUUAAACUACUGCUACUCUCAACUAAAUACGUUUAAAAGCCAUUUGGUAACACAUUAUCUUUCCCAUGUUAAUCCCAGAGUGUGCUGAAUGCUAUUGUUGACACAGCUAAGCCUCUAUCCCCGUGUCUUAUAUAUCGUGCAGAGACCCCGAUGAAUCUUUUUCAGGGCUGUUACCAAAGUGUACAGUAUGAGCACUUGGGACCAAUAGGAGGAAACGAUAUUUAUAAAGCAUGCAACUAAUGCUAGUAACAAUCAACACAUAGUGCAGUAUGCUGCCUUCUCAGAGCACACACUGGCUGGCUGGUACUAAUAAGCAAUACACUGUUAUGAGUCAUUAAUGCUUACAAUCAACAAUACAUGAUGAGUCAUAUGUAUUUAGAACAAUACUGGUGUUGAAAGAGCAUCUGCCAGUUACAUCUUUACAGAAAACGUAUUCUGAAAGCCCGCUGCUCAAAUGAAACCCCAAACUAUAUAGUUUAUACGUCACACUAAUUCCAAUAAAUUGGCAUGUUAAUUCCACAAAAUAUGGAAUAUGUUGUUUCACAUUCUGUUAUGUCAACUUAAAAAAAUUGAAUAAACAGCAAUGUCCAAACUCG